AGGACCGUGGGAUUAUGGGAGUUGAAGUCCAGUUUUCCGGAAUCUGUUCAUGCUUUUUUUUAGCAGAGUUGCUUGGACAGGAUUGCAUUAACUUUUUUGGCGGCGGCUGCACGCUGCUGGUCUUUUGGGCAAGACCAUCAUGAGCUUAAGAGCCUGUGGCUUGAUUAUCUUCAGGAGGAUGCCCAAGGCAUGUGCUACUGCCGCAACUGACAGCCACGUUGAAUAUCUCCUUCUGCAAACCUCAUACGGGACCCAUCACUGGACACCCCCAAAAGGCCAUGUGGACCCAGGGGAAGAUGACCUGCGCACAGCCCUGCGAGAGACCCAGGAAGAGGCCGGCCUGGCCUCCACCCAGUUCAGCAUCCUGGAAGGUUUUAAGAAGGAACUGAAUUACGUGGUCAGAGGCAAACCCAAAACGGUGGUCUACUGGCUGGCUGAGUUGAAGGACCGGGACACGGAGAUCAAGCUUUCUUCAGAGCAUCAAGGCUUUCGCUGGCUGAGCCUUACUGAGGCCUGCAGACUUGCAGACUAUGAGGACAUGCAAGGCACCCUCAGAGAAGCUGAUCACUUUCUCUCUUCCAUAGAAUAAAAGCUAGCCUGGGAUG
Molecule: messenger RNA, 605 nt
Organism: Protobothrops mucrosquamatus (brown spotted pit viper)
Lineage: Eukaryota; Metazoa; Chordata; Lepidosauria; Squamata; Viperidae
Gene: NUDT2
Product: nudix hydrolase 2
Exons: 3
Coding region: 140-589 (149 amino acids)
Biological process (GO): AMP biosynthetic process; ATP biosynthetic process
Molecular function (GO): bis(5'-nucleosyl)-tetraphosphatase (asymmetrical) activity
Source: RefSeq, a predicted model, not a curated record